Apis laboriosa (Himalayan honeybee) is the source of this 2653-nucleotide messenger RNA. It is a transcript of the gene Miro, whose product is annotated as mitochondrial Rho GTPase. NCBI's taxonomy places the organism in Eukaryota, Metazoa, Arthropoda, Insecta, Hymenoptera, Apidae. Gene Ontology annotation, biological process: small GTPase-mediated signal transduction; mitochondrion organization. Gene Ontology annotation, cellular component: mitochondrial outer membrane. The record is from RefSeq and is a predicted model, not a curated record. The transcript has 14 exons. Gene Ontology annotation, molecular function: calcium ion binding; GTP binding; GTPase activity. Bases 398 to 2392 code for a protein of 664 amino acids.
UAUCCUUUCGCUUCUUUUAAUUGCUUUUUUACAUUUAUAUGCGCACGUGUACACAUUUUAUAUGUAUGUACUGUCAUUUGAGGUACCAAACGUAACCUUGAAAAGGCCACCCCGAAGCAUAAGUUCAAUCAUAGCGGGUGAAGUAAUAUUUUUUUUUUUAUCUAUCAUAAAUCUUAAGAAUUAUAUUGUGAUUUCUGAUUGUAGACAAUCUUUGAUAAAAAUGUCUUUGUAAAAGAUCGAAAAAUUAUUGAAAGUGAAGUUUAGUUGCUGAUAUAGGUGCAAAUCAUAGGUUAGAAUAUAAUACGAUACAUUAGUUAAAAAACUACGAAAAAUGUUUUUAAGAAAUUAGGCAGUGAAUGCCAGCGUUACAUGCAAUAAUUAUUUUAUUAAAAUCAACAUGGUACAACGUUCAGUGGCGCCUAGGCGCAAUGUUAGAAUUCUAUUAAUUGGUGAUCGCGGAGUCGGCAAGACCUCUUUAAUAUUAUCUUUAGUUAGUGAAGAAUAUGCAGAAGAUGUACCCUGUAAAGCGGAAGAAAUUACUAUUCCGGCUGACGUUACACCGGAACAAGUACCAACACACAUUGUAGAUUAUUCAGCUGCUGAACAAACUGAAGAUCAGUUAACUGAUGAAAUUCAAAAAGCACAUGUAAUUUGUGUUGUAUAUUCUGUAGUUGAUGAAGAUACUUUGGACAGGGCAGCUACUUAUUGGUUACCAUUGAUUAGACGUUGUUCAUCAAAUAAUCGUUGUCCAGUUGUCCUUGUGGGAAAUAAAAUUGAUCUCGUUGACUAUUCUACAAUUGAGGCUGUAUAUCCUAUAAUGAAAGAAUUCACUGAAAUUGAGAGUUGUAUUGAGUGUUCUGCCAAAACAUUACAAAAUGUUUCAGAAACAUUUUAUUAUGCACAAAAAGCUGUUUUACACCCUACCACACCACUUUAUAAUUAUGAUACUCAGGAGCUUACUGAAGAAUGUAAAAUAGCACUACAAAGAAUUUUUAAAAUAUGUGAUUUAGACAAUGAUGGCUUGCUAAAUGACAUGGAACUAAAUGCAUUUCAACAAUGGUGCUUUAAUACUCCAUUACAACCACAAGUAUUGGAGGAUGUAAAGGCUGUAUUAUCAAAAAAUAUUCAAGAUGGCAUUUGUUGUGGAUGUGUUACUAUGAAAGGUUUUAUGUAUCUUCAAUGUUUAUUUAUACAACGAGGAAGAAAUGAAACAACAUGGGCUGUGUUAAGAAAAUUUGGUUAUGACAAUGAAUUACAAAUGUCAAAAGAAUAUAUAUAUCCACCAUUAAAGAUUCCAGUUGGAUGUACGACUGAAUUAUCACAUAAAGGACAAGAAUUUUUAACAUUAUUAUUUAUGCAACAUGAUCGAGAUCGAGAUGGUGCGCUUUCUCCAUUAGAAAUGGAAUCAUUGUUUUCACGAUGUCUAACUCCACCUUGGGGAGAUGAAUAUAAAUAUAUUGUACCAACUAAUGAAAAGGGAUGGAUUACAUUUCAAGGAUAUAUGUGUCAAUGGUCAUUAUUGACUCUUACAAAUGUACGAAAAACAUUAGAAUACAUGGCAUAUUUAGGUUAUAACAUGUAUAAUAAUGAAUGUCAAACAAAUGCGGUUCUAGUUACUCGUGAAAAAAAGUUAGAUUUAGCAAAAAAACAAUCAAGUAGAAAUGUUUAUAGUUGUCAUGUAAUUGGUCCAAAAAGUAGUGGAAAAACAACAUUAUGUAGGACAUUUAUUGACCCUAAGCUCGAGAAAUUAACCGAAGAAGUUGUGCCGCCGAGUUCGCAUAUUACUGUAAAUACAGUGCAUGUGUAUGGUCAGGAAAAGACAAUAAUUUUACGAGAUAUAAAUAUACUUAAUGUUCAAGAUGCUCUAACUCCAGCACAAAUUCAAUGUGAUGUGGCAGCUCUUGUUUAUGAUGCUAGUAAUCCCAAAUCAUUUGAGUAUAUUGCACGGAUUUAUAUUAAAUAUUUUGCAGAUAGUAAGAUUCCUGUUCUUAUAAUAGCAAAUAAAAGUGAUCUUUCCGAAGUAAAACAAGAUUACUUGCUACAGCCAAUAAGUUUUUGUAAUAAAUACAAAUUAAUGCCACCGCAACCUUAUAGUAUCUCCCGUACAGUACGACGUGAAAUCUUCGUUAAAUUAGCAACAAUGGCAGCUUUCCCCCGCUUUCAAGGAGCAUGGGUAUUAUUUUACAGAGACAGUCGUUUGAGGCGAAUGGUCCACAUGUUGCUUGUCAAACCCUCACCCACUCAGUGGUGGAAUUCUUUUACAAGACAUAUAAAUCAAUUUGGAUUACUACAAGGAGAUUCAAUUGUCUGGUGGAAAGCUGGUCUUGGAAUUGCAGUUGCUACCGUUGCAGGUUUUGUGGUGAUGCGUGUCUUAAAUACAGAAAAAAGAUAGUCUACCAUAUUCCUUUUCUUGCACAUUUAACUGCCUCUUUACUUCAAGUAUAAAGCCGUCUUUAAGAAACGCGUUAAGUUAAUAAACAAUGUUCUUAAAUCAGUAAUUUUUUAUAUGUCCUUGAUUAUUUCAUAAUAAGGAUCAGAACAUUUUAUUUAUAAUUUAAUCUUCUGAAACAUACCAUUUCAUAUGAAUGAUUAAUUUUUAUGUUUGUAUCCAUUUUGACAUUUCAUCCACAUAUCAUGAUAAGCUUUGCAUGUA